AUGGACAACCAAUUUGGAUUCGACGACGAUCCUCACAACCCUCCAACCUCCAUACUCUUCGGCCCUGACUUCUUGUCAUCCAAGCUCUACCACCUCUCUCCCCCAGAGGAUUUGACGCUCGCAAAGAUGCUAGUGAGGCCGGAGCGGCUGUACGGCGCAGAAGUAGCGGAAGAGAUGGCGUUGACGGAGGAGAAAUACGGGUCGGUUCGUAGGGUUUUUGUUGUGUGCGAGGAGGACAAGGUGCUGAAAGAGGACUUUCAGAGAUGGAUGAUUCAGAAAAAUCCACCGGAGGAGGUGGAGGAUAUCUCCGGCUCCGAUCACAUGGUCAUGCUCUCCAACCCAGCCCACCUUUGCUCCAGCCUGCUUGGAAUUGCUGAACGAUUUUAUUGA
Molecule: messenger RNA, 390 nt
Organism: Malania oleifera
Lineage: Eukaryota; Viridiplantae; Streptophyta; Magnoliopsida; Santalales; Ximeniaceae
Product: methyl jasmonate esterase 1-like
Exons: 2
Coding region: 1-390 (129 amino acids)
Biological process (GO): salicylic acid metabolic process; jasmonic acid metabolic process
Molecular function (GO): methyl jasmonate esterase activity; methyl indole-3-acetate esterase activity; methyl salicylate esterase activity
Source: RefSeq, a predicted model, not a curated record